CGAAAGCUGAAGAUUAAACAAAAAUGGCGGACGAUGAAGAGAUUCAUUUGGAUGGAAAACCAGUUGAUGACCUCCGGGUUAUAGAUCUUAAAAGAGAACUGGACAAACGAGGCCUUCCCAAGGGUGGCAGCAAACCUCAACUUGUAGAUAGACUAAAAGCACAACUUCUUUUGGAGAAACUUCAAAGUUUACCAGUCGAUGAAGAAGAAACUGUUCCCAAUUCCAAACUGCAGAACGAUGAAGUUGCAGGGCAAAGCGAAUUUAUCAAGCAGUACCUUGAACAACAGAAGAAGCUUUUUGAAAUGCAACGAGAAGUGAAAAAAAGAGUUGAAGAGGAAGAACUACGGCGAAAACAGCGUGAAAGUGAACAGUCUUUUGAUGAAAGUUCCCAGGAAUCGAGUGAAAAUACUGAUAGAGUAAAAGAAGUUUUAGUAGAUAGAGAUAUACAACAAACUACUGUUGACGAAAAACUUUCUCCUGUCGAGUCUAAAAUUAAAGAACAGUCUAGUUCUGUUAGUUUACCUAAUAGUAAUAACAACAACAAUAACAGCAACAACAAUAAUAACAGCACCACCACCAACAACAACAACAAUAAUAACAAUAAUAAUAGUAAUAACAAAAUGGCUAAGAAGAAAGGGAAAGUAAUUGGUAAUGAAAAUAAUGUAGAAAAAGAAGUUGAAAAUAAAGAAAUCAUUUCUGAACAGACCAAAAAGGAAGUGGACGACAAAAAUAUAGACGAAAAGAAAAGAAAAGAUCGGGCUGAAGAAACGUGUCCAAAAUCUGAUAAAAAGAAAAGAAAAGGAAGCUGGUCACGUUCUCUAAGCUCAAGUUCUUCAAGAUCGCAAUCUCGUUCCAGUUCUAGUUCGUCUGUGUCGUCUCAUUCAAGCAACCGAAGAUCUCGUUCUCAUUCCUCUCGGUCUAGAUCUCGGUCGUCUUCGAGUAGUUCACGGAAGGAACCUGACAUGAAGUCUUCAGAAGCUCGAGCCCGAUCAAGAUCUGCAUCUUCGAGAUCCCGUUCAGCAUCCCGCUCCCGAUCAUGGUCAAACUCGGCUUCAUCACGGUCUCCUUCACGGUCUAGAUCUCGAUCCCGAUCCCCAUCCCAUUCCAGAUCCAGCUCCGUUUCUAGCUCACCUGCAAAGAAAAAGACACCCACAAAGUCUUCAGAGGAACAGGAUAAAAAAGAAGUAAAUGAAACUGAGGAAAUUGUUACUAAUGUAGCAGUUCCGAGUUGUGAAAUGAAAAAAAAUAAACGAGAUGAAGUUAUCUCCCCUGCCGCUGCUGAUAGUGAUGUAGAGAGUGAACCCCAGCAACCGAAAGAGGAAGUGGCAGCAAAUGAAAAUAACGAGGAGGAGGGACAGAAAAACCAAGAUAAUGAUACCACUCAGCGUACAUCUCUACAGUUGUCUCUUAAGUUGCAAAAUGAAGAAUCGAGUGAUAAAUGUGAUGGGAAGGCUACAGCACCGGCUCCCUCUGCUGUACCACGUAAACGUAAAUGGGGAACCAGUGCUAAACCCACCAAGUCAACGACAAUAGAUAUUUCUACAGAUUCCUUAAAGGGUUUAAUUCCUGACAUAAAACCAAGUUCUAUAAAAGAGGCUAUAUUAGAUCUCAGCCACGAUGAAUGUUCGUUCUCUGACCACGAAGAAGAAAAAGUGGAAGUGAAGUUCCGAAGAACAGUACAGAUGAAAGAGGAAGAGGAGGAAGUUGAAUUGGUCACUACUGCACGAGAAGUCUUAACUGAUGCUGAUUUGGAGGUUUCUUCUGAAGUUGCAGCUGCAGCACCAGUGCCCAUUGCUGCGACUGCUGCACCAAUUGAGAGAGAACCUGUCACUCCAAUAGUUGUUAACCAACAAGCCCCCGCUGUGGUAGUGACCAACAAAACUUUUACGUCCCCAUUAACUGUUCGAAGGGUCAGCCAUCAGCUGUCAAUUACUGAACCCGAGGAACCAAUGGCUGCACGGAGAUCUCCAUCACCUGCUCAUAAUCCAGUUAGUAAGAUAGUGCAUGUCCGAAAUUUAGUUCGUCCUUUUACAAUUGGUCAGUUAAAGGAACUUUUAAAACGAACUGGAGCAGUUGUGGAAAAUGGUUUCUGGAUAGACAAGAUUAAAUCCCAUUGUUUUGCCAAGUAUGAAACAGAAGAACAAGCUAUCCUAACCAGAAAAGCUCUACAUGGAACCAAAUGGCCAUCUUCUAAUCCAAAAAUUUUGCGAGUAGAAUAUGCAACAGAUGAUGAGGUGAGUUACUAUCGUUCCAAAGAGGAAGGCCCUCAGGACAUUAUCCGAGAAAUCCAGCAAGAUGUCAGUGUUAAAACAGUGAAAUCGGCUGAGAAAUCAGUGCGAGAAAUGAAGAAGAAAGAAGAUAUUAAAAAAGUGAGAGAAUGGGAUCGUGGUAAGAUGAGACGGCGGUCGAGGUCAGCGUCUUGUUCACAGUCUCGGUCAAGGUCCAGAGAAAGGAAAAAACGGGCACUAAGUGGAGAAAAAAGAGAAAAGAAAGAAAAGAAAGUAAUAGAAGAAGAAGCCCCUGCCAAAUUACUAGAUGAUUUAUUUAGGAAAACCAAAGCUGUUCCGUGUAUAUACUGGUUGCCACUAACAGAAAGUCAGAUUGCAGAUCGAGAAAGAGAACGGCGACAACGGCAAUUAGAACGAGAACAGAGGCGAAGAGAGUUAGAGAAGGAAGAAGAAGCAGAACGUAAAAAGAGAAGAGAGAUGGAAGAAAAACGAAAAGUAAAGUAUUCAAUUUCUAUAUAAUGAUGAUGGUAAUCCUUUCUACUAUUGGCACAAGGCCUGAAAUUUUUUUUGGGUGGGGGUGCUAGUCGAUUACAUCAACCCCAGUGUUUCAGUGGUACUAAAUUUAUCAAUCCUGAAAGGAUGAAAAGCAAAGUUGACCUCGGUGGAAUUUGAACUCAGAACGUAAAGAUGGAUGACAUGCUGCUUAGCAUUCUGCCAGCGCUUGCCGUCUUCAAUAAUAAUAAUAAUAAUAAUAAUAAUAAUAAUUAUCAUCUUUUUUACUCUAGGCACAAGGCCUGCACUUUUUGGGGAGGAGGGCCAAUUGAUUAGAUCAACCCCAGUACACAGCUGGUACUUAAUUUACUGACCACAAAAGGAUGAAAGGCAAAG
This is a messenger RNA of Octopus bimaculoides (California two-spot octopus), 3116 nucleotides long. RefSeq lists its product as uncharacterized. Gene Ontology annotation, molecular function: RNA binding. NCBI's taxonomy places the organism in Eukaryota, Metazoa, Mollusca, Cephalopoda, Octopoda, Octopodidae. Gene Ontology annotation, cellular component: precatalytic spliceosome; ASAP complex. The record is from RefSeq and is a predicted model, not a curated record. Gene Ontology annotation, biological process: RNA splicing.